This is a messenger RNA of Mirounga angustirostris (Northern elephant seal), 2841 nucleotides long. RefSeq names its product KRR1 small subunit processome component homolog (gene KRR1). The record is from RefSeq and is a predicted model, not a curated record. The transcript has 10 exons. Gene Ontology annotation, molecular function: RNA binding. Gene Ontology annotation, cellular component: small-subunit processome; nucleolus. The coding region runs from base 71 to 1219 and encodes 382 amino acids. Lineage: Eukaryota; Metazoa; Chordata; Mammalia; Carnivora; Phocidae.
UUUUCAGGACUAAAAUCCGGUAGGAUUUAAGAACAGUUCCACUUCCGGUAACACCGGAAGCAAUUUGAAGAUGGCGUCUUCCUCCUUCAACGGGCCGGCCGCUGCGGACGGGAAAAGUGAAUUAUUUCGUAACAAGAAGCCGAAGCCGGAGAACCGAGAUGAAUCAGAACUCCUCACUGUUCCUGAUGGUUGGAAGGAACCGGCUUUUUCCAAAGAGGACAAUCCCAGAGGACUCUUGGAAGAGAGCAGUUUUGCAACUUUGUUCCCAAAAUAUAGGGAGGCUUACCUGAAAGAGUGCUGGCCAUUGGUACAGAAAGCCUUGAAUGAACAUCACCUUAAUGCAACCCUGGACCUGAUUGAGGGCAGUAUGACUGUGUGUACAACAAAGAAGACUUUUGAUCCAUAUAUCAUCAUCAGGGCCAGAGACCUAAUAAAACUUUUAGCAAGGAGUGUUUCAUUUGAACAGGCAGUACGAAUUCUUCAGGAUGAUGUUGCAUGUGACAUCAUUAAAAUAGGUUCUUUAGUAAGAAAUAAAGAAAGAUUUGUGAAAAGAAGACAACGUCUCAUUGGUCCCAAAGGAUCUACAUUGAAGGCUUUGGAACUCUUAACAAACUGUUAUAUUAUGGUUCAGGGAAACACAGUUUCAGUCAUUGGACCUUUUAGUGGCUUAAAAGAGGUUCGAAAAGUAGUCCUAGAUACUAUGAAGAAUAUUCAUCCAAUUUAUAACAUUAAAACCUUAAUGAUUAAACGAGAGUUGGCAAAAGAUUCUGAAUUAAGAUCACAAAGUUGGGAAAGAUUUUUGCCACAGUUUAAGCACAAGAAUGUGAAUAAACGCAAGGAACCAAAGAAAAAAACUGUCAAGAAAGAGUACACACCAUUCCCACCACCACAGCCAGAAAGUCAGAUUGAUAAAGAAUUGGCUAGUGGUGAAUAUUUUCUGAAGGCAAGUCAAAAGAAGCGGCAGAAAAUGGAAGCCAUAAAGGCUAAACAAGCAGAAGCUCUUAGUAAAAGACAAGAGGAAAGAAACAAAGCUUUUAUUCCACCUAAGGAAAAACCAGUUGUGAAACCAAGGGAAGCUUCUACUGAAAAUAAAAUUGAUGUGGCUGCCAUCAAGGAGAAGGUUAAGAAAGCCAAGAAUAAGAAACUGGGAGCUCUUUCAGCUGAAGAAGUUAAGCUUAAAAUGGAAGCAGAUGAAAAAAAGAAGAAGAAGAAAAAGUAACAUUAAAAAAAAACCCUGGAUGAGAACCUUUUAAGCUAUCUCCUUUUGUAAAGGAUUUUGAGAUACUAGGGCAUUAGUAGCCUGUAUGUGAGAAGGAAUACUCUGAUCACAUUUUUCUGAGUUUAUGUCAUUCUUCAAAACAGUGUUUAUAUAAACAGCUGUCCUUUAUAAAUAUAAAUUAUUGUAUUCUCUGUGUGUUUUUGGAAAACUUUAUGCUAGAAAGUGCUACAUAUGUCUUUGUAUAUAUUGCACCUAACCUGUUUUGGCGUGUUUUGCCUAAGCAUGAUUUUAGAUGUAAUUUUUAGGUUGUUUAUAUAAAGAUUUUUGGAAUGUGGCUAUUGUAAUUAUCCAUCAAAUCCAGUGUUUGAUGCCACUGGUUAGUCUUUAAAUAUAAUCAUGUCCCACCAUUUGGUUUUGAGCAAAAUAAAUGCAGAUUUUGCAGUGCUCUCUCUAUUGCUAACGAGUGAACAUUUAGGCUUAUUUCUUUUUAUAAUCUCAUUCUACAUUAUGUUUAAGAUUAAACAACCCAUAAGCAAAAAAAGCAAGGCCCCUUAAAUCCCUUAAUUACUAUACUGAAUCUGGGAAAAUGGUAAACCAAAGACCUCAGAUUGCAAGGUGGGGGUGGGGGGGGUGGGGAGACCAGAUGUUUAGAAUUGAAGCAGCAUGCAACAAGUUAUGUAGAAAUGUUUUUACUAGUGAGGGUCAGUGGAGUUAUCUAGAAUCACCUAAAUCGAGCACAUUCAUUUUGUAGUUUUAGGAGCUGAGACAUACAGAGGCUGGGUUACUUACUGAAAGUCAUAGCUUUGGCAGCCUGAAAACAAUGCUUAUUCAUAGAAAAGUGGAAAGUAAAAAUGAGUUUAUUCUAGAGAUAGGAAGUUGAACAGUUUUUUUAUUAAGGGUUUACUGCAACAACGUAUUUUUUUCUGAAAUGUUUUAAAAUUAGAACUAAAAAAUACACCUGUUAAUUUAAAAAAAAACACAUAUCUGAAUGAAUUGUGGUUUUUUUGUGGAUUAUAUUAGUUUGAAAGAACUAAAUGAGGGUAUUUGUGCUUGACCCAAAUGAUCAUUAUAGCACUCAAUAUUAGGAUUGGUGGACUAACAGUGAGAAAGAGAGAUAGGUAUCUGUUGCGUGAAAAUACUGGCCAGUCAGGAUGCACAAUAGAGUAGUAACCUGUGAAACAAACAUAAAAUAUCCUCUUAAACGUUGUUUCUCAGAAUGCAAUAAUACAAUUCACAUAGAUCUUAAUGGAACAAUGAAAGAUUUAUGUACAUACCUGUGACUUUGUCUCGCUUUGGAUUAGCUGUAAAGUCAGAAGAAGAAAAAAAAUAUGUACUGGUGAGGCUUUAUUUUAUUUUAAAAAGCCAAGUCUCUAAUUAUGACCAUUAACUGUUGCUUUCACUUUCUUAGUUUUUUUCAAACAUUAAAGAUUUUUUGUACUAACUGUACUAACUUGUUAUUUUUAAAUUGACCUUAUAAACUUUUUAUAUACUAUUACUAUAAGUGGAAAAUAAUUUUACAUACCAUAACUAGCAGAUAAUAAAUACAAUUAAAAUAACAAACUAUUAGAAUUUAAGAAUAAAAAUAAUUAUUAGUAAUAGUCAAUGUGAGCAAUUUAUUAAAA